Molecule: messenger RNA, 1095 nt
Organism: Anastrepha obliqua
Lineage: Eukaryota; Metazoa; Arthropoda; Insecta; Diptera; Tephritidae
Exons: 3
Coding region: 105-743 (212 amino acids)
Molecular function (GO): DNA binding
Source: RefSeq, a predicted model, not a curated record
UUUACAGCUGAUUUUUCUCUAGUGGUUUAGAGAUACUUUUCAUAUUAAUUCUGAAUUAAAUUAAUUGCUUCAAUAAUUAAAUAAUUAAUAAUUAAAUUUCAUCUAUGUCUACGAUGAGCGCAGAUUAUGAAGUCAUGGCAUCUAAUCAGCAUGCUGAUAUAAGCAUGAGCGUUCGGAAAAAAGUGAGCAUAGUAUGGCGCUAUUUUGAAAAAUUGGAUAGGUUACGAGUGCGAUGUAGACUCUGUCGCCACGAACAGAAUUAUCAAGGCACAACAGGCAAUAUAUUGCGGCAUUUGAAAAAUAAACAUAAUAUUGAUGCAACUCUGAAGGGACAACAAGCAAAUCCAGACUUGGCUCCUAAAUUUGGCAUUGGGACUGAUGACAAUACACAUAGACGAACCAUGUAUGAGGAGGAUUGCGAAAUUAUUUUCCUUAAAGACGAAUCUGCAGAUACUAUAAACUCUACAAGUCGGCAACCUAAUGAUAAUAAAUUUAAAAAAACAAUUUGUGACGAUUCCUUAGAUCCGUACACAGAUAAUACCUUUUUUUACAACUACACAGACGAGCCAAGGGACAGCAACAGUAUACGCAACUCUAUAGAUAAACAGAAAUGUUCCCCGGAGGAAGAGCGAAUAAUUGCGGAAAUAGAGUAUUUCCGUCAAAAGGCUGGCUACUAUAGGAUGCAGAAAAAUCUCGUGGCGUUGCAAGCAAAAAAGAUCAAAUAUGAACUCGAACGUUUAUAACAAUUUGUGUAAGAUAUACUCGUAUAAUUUAGAGUGUAGAAAUCAUGUUCAUUUAUUACGAAACCAGUUUUGUUUUAUUUAUUAGAUCGAUCUAGAAUAAGGCUUCUAAAGCAAAUAUAUUCGUUCAUGCCAUGUACAUACAUACAUACAUACAUUUUUGAAAAUAUUGAAAUUUUAAAGAAAAUGAAGAAAGUUUGGAAGGUGAAGAGAACAAUUGACAUUUUUUCCCAAAAUUAAUGAUUACAAAUGUAUAUAUUUCUUUUGCACAGAAUGAGAACGACAGAUUUUGUACAUUUUUUAACAACGACAAUGUCGAGUAUGCUUAAUAGUAAAUAAUAAAUAUUUACACAAA